Messenger RNA from Penicillium manginii, 3219 nucleotides. Its product is annotated as putative nicotinamide nucleotide transhydrogenase. Bases 1 to 3219 code for a protein of 1072 amino acids. The transcript has 5 exons. Gene Ontology annotation, molecular function: NAD binding; NADP binding. NCBI's taxonomy places the organism in Eukaryota, Fungi, Ascomycota, Eurotiomycetes, Eurotiales, Aspergillaceae. Gene Ontology annotation, biological process: proton transmembrane transport; NADPH regeneration. The record is from RefSeq and is a predicted model, not a curated record. Gene Ontology annotation, cellular component: mitochondrial inner membrane.
AUGAGUGUCGCGUUGCCCUUGCGGUCGCUGGGACCUUGUCUCGUCCCCAAUAUAGCGCGCGCGGGGAAACCCUUGUUGACGCACGUCUCCCAGUUUCGUCAGCAUGGCUUCCUUUCAUCUCCCUCCAAGAGACAGAGACCCGCGCUUCCUUCACCUCAAUGGACUCUCUCCAAACGCUCGGCCUCCACCACUCCUACCGACUCGGAUCCUGUCACAGUCACUCCGUAUAGCUCGUUGACUGUCGGUGUGCCCCGCGAGACUCACGAGAAUGAACGCCGUGUCGCCAUCACCCCCCCAGAAUGUGAAGGUGCACAACUACUGGAUGAUGCCUACGAAAAGGCCGGGGCGACCCUGGUCGACCGCGAUACCGUCUACUCGGAGAGUGACAUUGUCAUGAAGGUCCGGAACCCCCAGGUCGAUGGCCCUUUCAAUGAGGUUGAGGCUCUUCGCAAAGACUCUACAAUCAUUUCUUUCUUGUACCCGGCUCAGAAUAAGUCUAUUGUGGAUGCUCUGGCUGCUCGGGGUGUGACUUCGUUUGCUAUGGACAAAAUUCCCCGGAUCUCGCGAGCUCAGGUCUUCGAUGCCCUGAGCUCAAUGGCCAAUAUCGCUGGAUACAAGGCUGUUUUGGAAGCGUCAAACCAUUUCGGUCGCUUUCUGACUGGUCAAGUUACUGCUGCUGGAAAAAUUCCCCCGAGUAAGGUUCUCGUCAUCGGCGCGGGUGUGGCCGGUUUGAGUGCCAUUGCCUCGGCCCGGAGAAUGGGGGCCAUUGUUCGCGGUUUCGAUACUCGUCCCGCUGUGCGCGAACAGGUUCAAUCGCUUGGUGCUGAGUUCGUUGAAGUCGAUUUCCAGGAAGAUGGCGCUGGCCAGGGCGGCUACGCCAAGGAAAUGUCUAAGGAAUUUAUCGAGGCUGAGAUGAAGCUUUUCAUGGAACAGGCUCGCGAGGUCGACAUUAUUAUCACCACUGCGCUGAUCCCCGGAAAGCCUGCGCCGAAAUUGAUCACUAAGGAAAUGGUCGCGGCUAUGAAACCCGGCUCGGUUAUUGUUGAUCUUGCCGCCGAGGCGGGUGGUAACUGCGAAGCAACUAUUCCUGGUCAACUCGCGAACUACAAGGAUGUCACGAUUAUUGGUUAUACCGAUCUCCCCUCUCGAUUGCCGACCCAGGCCUCGACCCUGUAUUCGAAUAACAUUACCAAAUUGCUUCUGUCGAUGGCUCCCGAGGACAGAUCUUUCGGAAUUGACUUUAAGGAUGAGGUGGUUCGCGGAUCUAUCAUCACCCGGGACGGCGAGGUGAUUCCACCGGCUGCUCCUCCCGCACCUCCACCUGCUCCGAAGCCGGAGGCUUCGGCCGUUGCCGCGAAGAAAGAGGAAGAACUUGCAUUGACUCCUUGGCAGAAGGUCACUCGUGAAGUUACUACCGUUACGGGAGUGAUGGGGGCUACCCUGGCUCUCGGAAAGGCUACCGGUCCCGCUUUCAUGAGUAACAUGAUGACAUUCGGUCUCUCUGGUCUGGUUGGAUAUCGUGCCGUGUGGGGCGUCGCUCCAGCCCUACACUCACCUCUGAUGAGUGUGACCAAUGCGAUCUCCGGUAUGGUUGGUAUUGGUGGACUGUUCAUUAUGGGUGGUGGUUUUGUUCCCACUACCAUUCCGGAAUAUCUUGGUGCAGCUUCGGUUCUUCUGGCUUUCGUCAAUGUAUCAGGUGGUUUUGUGGUCAGCAAGCGCAUGCUGGACAUGUUCAAGCGACCCACUGAUCCACCGGAAUACCCCUGGUUGUAUGCUGUCCCGGGUCUUGUGUUUGGAGGUGGCUUUAUCGCGGCCGCAAGCACAGGCAUGGCUGGUAUCAUUCAAGCGGGAUACAUCGUUAGCUCCAUUCUCUGCAUGAGCUCUAUUUCCGCGCUCGCUUCGCAACAAACUGCUCGUCGGGGUAAUAUAUUCGGUAUUCUUGGUGUCGUCUCCGGUAUUCUUGCCUCGCUGGCUGCAGUGGGUUUCGACACCGAGACGCUGAUUCAAUUUGCUGGUGUUGCUGGUACUGGUGCUAUCGUUGGCGGGCUUAUUGGGCGUCGCAUCACACCCACCGGACUUCCCCAGACCGUCGCCGCCCUGCACUCCGUGGUAGGUCUCGCGGCUGUUCUUACCAGUAUUGGCAGUGUGCUGGUAGACAUUCAAGAUAUCACGACACUACACAUGGUCACGGCGUAUAUGGGUGUUCUUAUCGGCGGUGUCACAUUCACCGGUUCUCUUGUCGCGUUCAUGAAACUCGCUGGUCGCAUGUCCUCUACCCCGAAAAUCCUUCCAGGCCGUCAUGUCAUCAAUUCGACCCUCCUGGCUAGCAACGUUGCAACGAUGGGUGCAUUCUUAACCAUGGCACCCGGAAGCAUUGGCAUUGCGGCCGCUUGUCUUGGUGGCAAUACCCUGCUCAGUUUCCUGAAAGGUUAUACGACAACCGCUGCUAUCGGUGGUGCGGAUAUGCCCGUGGUCAUCACUGUACUAAACGCUUAUUCUGGUUUCGCGCUCGUUGCUGAAGGUCUCAUGCUAGACAACCCACUCCUUACCAGUGUGGGAUCGCUGAUCGGCGUUAGCGGUUCUAUUCUCUCGUACAUCAUGUGUGUGGCCAUGAACCGUUCACUCACUAAUGUUCUUUUCGGUGGUCUCUCCACUCCAACUUCGCAAACACAGAAGAAGAUCGAGGGAGAAGUCACACAGACCAGCGUCGAUGAUACUGUGGAAGCUCUGUCCGGGGCUGAAAAUGUGAUCAUCAUUGUCGGUUAUGGAAUGGCGGUUGCUAAAGCACAAUACGCGCUUGCCGAGAUCGUAAGCAUCCUACGUUCCCGCGGUGUCAAUGUUCGUUUCGCCAUCCACCCUGUGGCUGGUCGCAUGCCUGGUCAGUGCAAUGUACUUCUGGCCGAAGCGUCCGUACCUUAUGACAUUGUGCUGGAGAUGGACGAGAUCAACGAGGACUUCAGCGAUACGGACGUUACGCUAGUGAUCGGGGCAAACGACACUGUCAACCCCAUCGCGAUGGAGCCGGAUUCUUCCAUCUCGGGAAUGCCCGUCCUGCAUGCGUGGAAGAGUAAAGAAGUGAUUGUCAUGAAGCGGGGCAUGUCAAGUGGAUACGCCGACGUUCCUAACCCGAUGUUCUUCAUGCCUGGAACUAGAAUGCUGUUUGGUGACGCCAAGACUUCCUGUGAUGCUAUCAAGUCUGCCCUGGAGGCACGGAAGUAG